GAAACUUUUAUUUAUUCAGUGGAAAAGAAUCUUCCGUAAUCUUAUCUCCUUCUCAUGUCUCCCUUCGAAACAUGAAUUGCUUCACCUUGGUUUUCUUGCUCUUCCCCGCCGUAUUUUCAGGUAAGAGUAUAAUUUUAUAGCUUCAUUUUCACAAAAACAGUAUACAGUGGCCGGGUACAAAUCGCAAUUGUUAUGUAAACGUUCAAAUGUUGCUUGAGAUAAGAGUGAACGAAUUUUAAACUGAAGCUAAAGAAAUGGACCAUCCUCCCCUUUUUAGCGUGUACAGUUCUAACUAACGAGAAAAGAAUAGUCACAGGUAUAUAGGCUGAAAUUAAAAGAAGAAGCUUCGUGACUUAGUCUCUUUUCGUCCAAACGAAACAACUGAAUUACGAUCUUCGUGAGACUUUGUCAAAGGCGAAGGAAGAGAAAUAUACAAAAACAUAAAGGUUGUCAAAUUUCAGUAGUAUAAUCAAUCUGUCAACCGUUUCUAUGAAUCAUAAAUUUUAACUUUUCUCGCUGAAUAACGGAUAAUAAUAAAAUUUGUUUCGCACUGCUUUCAAUUGGACACUUAAAAAGCACUUAGAGGAAAUCAAUCAACGCUGGCUUUAAAAUCUGCUGUAAGUUAUGCAUAGCGGUUACUGGCUUCAUCAUUGUUAUAUUUGAGAGAUCAAAUUGUUACUGAUGUCAAUUUUGUCUAUUAAGGUGUGGCAGCAAAUCGUACAACUUUGACUAGCCAAAAAAUUACUCAUGCUUUAUGAGAACGGAAACGAAUGGUGUCUAAGGAGUGUCUAGUCAUGAUCAUCAGUACUCGCACUUUAGCAUUGCAAGAGAGUAUAACCUUAGAAUAGAUUACAACACAAAGUGAGCUCAUUACCCAUCAUCAAUUCUUGCAUCAUAUUCAUUAGGCUACUGAACAACAGUUUCAAAUUGUUGUUAAAUUCGUUGGUGGGGUGUUAAAGCCGUAUUGAGAAAAUUAAAGAUAGUUUAAGACCAGGGAUUGUACCGCGCGCGAAAGUAUUGAUAAAUAAAUGCUUUCUUGCUGUUGCAAAUUUGAAGCCUUGGUAAUAACAGUCUUGCUGUAGUCUUUAAAAACCGCAAAAUGGAAGAACCUGACCUUCCAUUAUUAAAGGCAAAUAAGCUUGACUAUAAAGGGUUUUUGUGUUAUCGCAUUAACCACACCAAAGGAUUUGCUACGAUUUUGCCGCAGAUCCUAUGGAUUUGUUGACAGAUCAAGUAUAUGCUUUUUCACUUACAGAAGAUGUCGUCAGGCUUGUCAAACCACCAGAUUCAGUUCAGGAAGGUCUGGGGCGAGUAGAGGUUAAACACCAGGGAACCUGGGGAACAGUUUGUGACGACGGCUGGUCUUUUGAAGACGCUUCUGUAGUUUGCGAGGAAAUGGGCUUCGUAAAGGCUAUUUUCCAGGCAAGACGAUAUUAUUUCAACAGGAAUGUUUUUUUUUUAUCCUUUGGAAGUUUAAGGCAGUUUGUCUAUCAAAACAUUGGUAUUUUGUCCUUUUUGAUAUGUCAUGCGCUUAACAAAGGUAUCCAUAAAUUUGGCCUAGUGAAUGCCUUUGCUUACACAAAGGGCCUGUUUACAAAAAAAAAGAAGAAAAUGUUUACCUGAGAGCGUAACAAAGGUUCUUUUAUUCCACUAUAGAAACAACCAAAUUGAAGGCCUCCUUUCAACAUUCAGUAAAAUUUCAAUAAACUGUUAGUUUCGAAUCGAAGUAACUCCAUGGAUUUGUUAAUGAGAAGCCUAUGAUAUACUGCAAGGUUAUUUGAACCAGUGCCGGCAAAUAACCCUCAAGAGUAAGUAAAUCAGACUGGUUGGAGAUAACGAUCAUUUAUUACAAAAUCACAGCCCAAACUGAUUCCUGCUUGAGGCCGGCAUUACAACUCUCACAGUCGCUUCUCUAGGGCCAAGUUACAUUAACUUGCAACAACUUAUCUCGCUUUAGACAUAGUUGGCCUGACCCUCUUAACUCGUCUGGAAUAGAUGUUCCAUUAUACAGAUGACGAGGAAAUCAAUCAGUCAGUAAUUAAAAUAUAUUCCAUAGGCAAACCGCGCAAAGUUUGGCCAGGGGACUGGCCCUGUGUGGCUUAGCAAGAUGAUGUGCACUGGACAAGAGAAAACGUUGUUGGACUGUCCCCACUCAGGGUGGGGAGAAAACAGCUGUGAUCACAGUCGAGACGCUGGUGUCAGCUGCUUACAACAAGGUCUGCCUCAAAUCCUUGAAGUUGGCUGCUACCAAGAUAAACCUGAUGAUCGAGCCUUGAACAAGCUUUACGCCAACCUCAGAUCACAAAUCGAUUGGUGGAACAUGCGAUCGAUGGUCACUAAGUGUGCAGAGCGUGCUUUCGUGCGAGGUUACAAAUAUUUUGGAGUACAGUUUUACGGGGAGUGCUGGGGUGAUGACAGACUCCGACCGAGCUAUGAUAAACAUGGCCCUGGAAAGGGAUGUACAGACGGUGAGUUAGUAUCAGGGAGGCCUGGGGUGCUCCGCCCAGAGGUCCAAACCCUUCACCCUUUUGUACAUACACCUUUUUUGACAGAAAAGGUCCGCUUUCCUAUACCCUCUAAUGUCAAAUGGUACUCCUUUCUCAUACCUACUUUAGAACUGUGUAUCUUUUUAAACUACUGUAAAUGUACUGCAUGUCUUUAAAAUAUCAACAAACCACAAAAACCUUCAGUUUUUUCGAUUUUUUGACAGCCAGAAAGUGCAGCUGUGGGCUUUUUUACAGACUAAAAUAGCAGAUUUCCCUUCUUUUCUCAUAAACCUAGUCUAGUGAAAUCCCUACUCUUUCAUAAACCUGAAGUCUGGAAGAGGUUCCCCUUUCGGGCGGAGCCUCCCCAUAUAAACCAUUAUAGGGGAUACCCCUGGGGUAAGUAUACAGAUCACGUACUGCACCCUCACAAGUAGAUUUUGAUUCCUCGUCAAACCGCUUUAAAAAACUUUGAAGCACUUAUCUCGCCAAAGGCCAUCGAUUUCUUUACGUUAUUGUAGGCGUUGGGGAUGAAGUUCACAACUAUGUUUACCGAUUUGCACCGUGGCGUGACCUCGGUUGCUGGCGUGACGUGGGUGAUGGACGCACCAUGAAGCUAUUGGCCAAUUUCCGACAAAAAAUUGAUUGGUUUCACUUGGAGAAGACUGGUAAGUAGCAGCACGCGGCCGAAACACGUACGCACAGAUUUUUUUUUCUGACAUAAAAGACAUUUCAAAUCCCACAAUUCCCACUCAUCCUUCAGAUUGUCCUCAUAGGAAUCUUGCGAUGUCAACGGCGCCACCAGUAAAGUCACUGGUGAAAAUAGUGCUCGCGUCCUUUCCAAGUCACCCAGUUUCUUAAAAGUAGGAAAAAUAGGUUGGAGCUGAAGGUGAAAGGACCUUAAAGUCCCUUAUUCUGAGAUGACAUGUGACUUCUCAAUGUGCUGAAAAUAAAACAAGCGAGACCCCUAAUUUUUAUAUGCAAUCGUUUAUUUCAUCUUUGACACUUAUUACCCAAACGAACGACUGAGCAACAUUUUGCAAUAUAAUUAUUAAAAAAUUCUCAAUAUUUCCAUAUUUAGUUCACAUGUGCUACGAAGCGGCCAAAAAAGCCAAUAAGAAGUUCUUUGCCAUUCAGUUUUUUGGCGAGUGUUGGGUAUCUGAUACAGAAUCUUACAAAUUGCAUGGUCCGUCCACAAACUGUUGGAAUGGAGUUGGCAGAGAUUACGACAAUUAUGUGUACGAAGUGCUUUGGUGAACCGCGCAGGUAAUUAUAAAAAACAAAGCACAGGGGAAUGAGGGUUCUGAUCAUUUUAAUCACUUUGUUACUCAGAGUAAUUGUUCCUAAACUUAGAGUGACCAUGAGAGGAAGUCAGAAACCUAAGAAGCAACUUGCAACCACAGUAGUAUAGUGCGAAUGUUUAAUGCCAUUAUUCUUUGAAAGAUAAGUAUUAGUUGGUGUCUAAAGUAUAUUGACGUCACCAUGAGGCCGAUGAGAGGUAGCCUUAGUCUCGUACAUCGUUGAAAGUAACUAACUGUUAUAUUUCUUGCUGCCCUCAUUUCCCGUUGCAGCCGAGUUUCGAUCAAGUCGGCAGUUAAUGGCCAUUUGAAACGAUGACGUCGUUUUCCCACCACUGCUACUGCUACUGCUACUACUACUGCUACUACCACUACCACUACCACUAAUACAACGACCACCACCACCACCACCAGGGUUUUGCUUUCUUGUACAAAUUAGGGCUUUUGUCAGUUGAACCUCACUGGGAUUACCAAAUUGAAAUUGGAAAGAAAACCGACGAAAUGAAUAUUGUGGUCGUAUUUGUCGUAGCAGGCCUAUUCUCAGUUGGUACAUGUUAAAAAGGGUUAGCCAACUAAUGAGGGAAAGCCAACCUCGUUCCCAGGGCUUUUCGCGCCCACCCCAAUCUCAAAGGGAGGUUAAGUAAAAGCAAACGGCCCUUUUUUUAGUCGAGCGAGAGUCUGCUUCUGGCUGCAACUUUAUGCAUAAAGGCAACCACUACAGUUAAUCAAAGCUGCCCGACGUUCUAAAUAAAACUAGCAACAACAAUCUUAAUAGACUUAUAGUUGUAAAUGAUAACUUAGUUUAUAAAUGAGUUCUUGAACUUAAACGUUGCGUACAACAAUCUUCAUCUUCGUUUUUCCCACCAGGUGACUAAGAAGAAAGAAAACUCAAGCGGGAUACAUUUAAACAUAAUCAUUGAUCUGGCAAAAAUAAAUUAAUGAAACAUUUUAUCUGA
Porites evermanni is the source of this 4737-nucleotide messenger RNA. Lineage: Eukaryota; Metazoa; Cnidaria; Anthozoa; Scleractinia; Poritidae. The record is from the annotation of a GenBank genome assembly.